AUGAUAUGUGUGCCUUAUGCCUCCUAUUCCCAUGCAGGGUCCUCUUGCUCAGAAGACAAAAACCAGUCACUGAAAACAGACAGCGGGUCCAUCAUGGAUUUGGCAGUAGGAAUGAUCUCUUUACUACAGACAGUAAUCGGACUCCUGGGGAAUUUCACUCUGCUUUAUCAUUAUGUCUUCCUUUAUUUCACUGGGUGCAGGCUGAGGCCAACAGAUUUGAUUGUCAACAGCCUGAUUGUGGCCAAUUCCUUGGUUCUGUUCUCUAGUGGAAUCACCUUUACCAGGUCAUUUUCUCGGUCAUACGACCAUCUCAGAGAUUUUGGAUGCAAAUUUAUUUCCUAUAUGCGUUCAGUGGGCAGGGGUGUGUCCAUUGGCACCACCUGCCUCUUGAGCAUCUUCCAGGCCAUCAUCAUCAGCCCCACGAACUCCAGGUUGGCAGGGCUUAAACAAAAAGCUCCCAAGUACAUUGUUGCUUCUGUUUUCCUGUACUGGAUCCUGCAAAUCUUGGUAAAUGUCAUUUUUCUUAAGCAUAUGUCUAGUACUUGGAGAAGUGAAAAUAUCAAAACCAGAAAAAAGUUGGGAUUCUGUUCCUAUAUUUAUCUUAAUGAGACCAGGGACACAUAUGCAGUGUUGAUAACAUUCCCUGAUGUUGUAUGUUUCGUGCUCACACUCUGGGCCAGCAGCUUCAUGGUCUUCAUCCUGCACAGACACAAACAGAGGGUCCGACACAUUCACAGGACCUCCGUCUCCUCCCAGUCCUCCCCUGAGUCCAGAGCUACCAAAACCAUUCUUCUCCUGGUGAGCACCUUUAUCUUUUUGAACACCUUUUCUUUCACCUUUCAUAUUAUUUUCACUGUUUUAAGCAAUCCCAGCAUGUUUCUCCCUGACAUCUAUAUAUUAAUCACUCUGAGUUUCCCCACCGUCAGUCCCUUUCUGAUCUUGAGCCGUGACUCCAGUGUCUCCAGGCUCAGCUUUGCCUGGAUAAAAAAUGCAAAAUUCUCUAAUUGUAUGAGAAAUUUGUAA
Artibeus jamaicensis (Jamaican fruit-eating bat) is the source of this 1023-nucleotide messenger RNA. RefSeq names its product vomeronasal type-1 receptor 4-like. Gene Ontology annotation, biological process: G protein-coupled receptor signaling pathway. NCBI's taxonomy places the organism in Eukaryota, Metazoa, Chordata, Mammalia, Chiroptera, Phyllostomidae. Gene Ontology annotation, cellular component: membrane. The coding region runs from base 1 to 1023 and encodes 340 amino acids. The record is from RefSeq and is a predicted model, not a curated record. The transcript has a single exon. Gene Ontology annotation, molecular function: pheromone receptor activity.